CCCGUUCGCCGGCGUGCUACAAUGAACAAAUUCGUGCCCUUUAGCUAAACCGGAAAGAGAAGAUCGGAAAAAUGUCUCCGUCCUCUCUCUCAACACGUCUCACUCUUCUCGCCAUCCUCUCCGCCACCUCUUUCUAUUUCUUCUACAAAUCCCGCCGCCUCAAACUCCUCAGACUUUCUGCGAAUUCAGAGCCUAACCUUAGAAAAGGUAAACUCUUUUUCAUAUCCCAAACAGGUACUUCUAAAUCCCUAGCCCACCGUCUCCACCACCUACUCUCCUCCAACAACCUCCCUUUUGACCUUGUCGACCCGCAAGAUUACGAGCCCGAGGAUCUGCCCAAAGAAAGCAUAGUCCUGAUCAUUGCUUCCACGUGGGAAGAUGGGAAUCCUCCUCCAAAAUCUAGAUUCUUUGUUAAUUGGCUUGCUGAGAGCAGCACUGAUUUUCGCGCUGGGAGUUUGCUGCUUGCGAAUUGUAAGUUUGCAGUUUUUGGGGUUGGGAGCAAGGUGUAUGGGGAAACGUUUAAUGCGGUGGGGAGAGAUUUGGUGAAGAGGAUGAAGGGAUUGGGUGCGAGGGAGUUGGUGGGAGCUGCGGAGGGUGAUGUGGGUGGGGGUGAAUUGGAGACGCUUUUUGAGGAAUGGAGUACAAAAGUAGUUGGGAUUUUGAAGGGAGGAUUGGUGGUGGAAAAUAGGAAUGGAGUUGUUGACAGUGAUAUUGAGAGUGUUGAAAGUGAUGAUGAUAAUGGUGGAGGAGAGGAGGAAAUUGUUGAUCUUGAGGACAUAGCAGGUAAAGGGCCUUCAAGGAAGUCUGUGAAUGUAGCUGAAAGUAAUGGAAAGGUGGAUGGCAAAAGGGAGAUGGUGACUCCUGUAAUCAGAGCCAGCUUGGAGAAGCAGGGGUAUAAAAUUAUUGGUUCACAUAGCGGUGUUAAAAUUUGUAGAUGGACCAAAUCACAGCUACGAGGCCGAGGAGGCUGCUAUAAGCACUCGUUUUAUGGAAUAGAGAGCCAUAGAUGCAUGGAGGCAACACCUAGUUUGGCAUGUGCUAACAAAUGUGUUUUCUGCUGGAGGCAUCACACAAAUCCUGUUGGAAAGAGUUGGCAGUGGAAGAUGGAUGACCCAUUAGAGAUUGUGAACACUGCCAUAGAGCUUCAUACCAAGAUGAUUAAGCAAAUGAAAGGAAUACCUGGUGUUACUCAGGAGCGACUAGCAGAAGGUCUCACUCCCAGACACUGUGCCUUGUCCCUUGUUGGUGAACCAAUCAUGUAUCCAGAGAUUAACAUACUUGUGGAUGAGCUGCAUCAGAGAAGGAUUUCGACAUUUCUAGUUACAAAUGCCCAGUUUCCUGAAAAGAUUAAAACCUUGAAUCCAGUAACCCAGUUAUAUGUAAGUGUUGAUGCUGCAACAAAGGAUAGCUUAAAGGCAAUAGAUAGGCCUCUUUUUGGAGACUUCUGGGAGAGAUUCAUUGAUUCUUUGACAGCUCUUAGGGAGAAACAACAGAGAACUGUUUAUCGCUUGACCUUAGUGAAAGGGUGGAAUACAGAAGACAUAGAUGCUUAUUUUAAACUCUUUAGCAUUGGCAAGCCUGAUUUUGUGGAAAUCAAAGGCGUUACAUAUUGUGGAUCGUCUGCCACAUCAAAGUUGACUAUGGAGAACGUGCCCUGGCAUUCUGAUGUGAAGGCUUUCUCGGAAUCAUUGGCUGUGAAAAGUGAAGGAGAAUACGAGGUUGCGUGCGAGCACAUACACUCAUGUUGCGUUCUCUUGGCCAAAACCAAAAAAUUCAAGGUUGAUGGCCAAUGGUUUACAUGGAUAGACUACGAUAAAUUCCAUGACCUGGUUUCUUCUGGUAAGUCUUUCAGCAGCGAGGACUAUAUGGCACCCACACCAUCCUGGGCUGUCUAUGGAGCUGAGGAAGGUGGAUUCGACCCAGAUCAGUCACGUUACAGGAAGGAGAGACAUCACAAAUCAAGUCGUUGAUUCAUAUAUAGUUUUCUAAACAUAUUUUUGGGCAACAAGAAUUAGUUUUGUUAUUUUUGCAUUACAGGACUAAAAAGGGUCAAAGUUCUGAAUCAAAUUAUUGUUCUCCGCCCAUGUAUCUCAGUUGUAUUCUGUUUCUCUAUAACAGUUUGUUAUCUAAGAACUGGGACACGGUUAUUGCCGCACAGCAAUAUACAAGGCCACACAAA
Rubroshorea leprosula is the source of this 2179-nucleotide messenger RNA. NCBI's taxonomy places the organism in Eukaryota, Viridiplantae, Streptophyta, Magnoliopsida, Malvales, Dipterocarpaceae. The record is from the annotation of a GenBank genome assembly.